CUAGUUUAUUUAUUCUCCCUCCCGGAAUAAGAGAGCUCCUCCUCCUCCCAUGGCUUCGGCACCUUCUCCCUCCUCCUCCUCCUCCUCGCGCUCUCCCCUGCGCAUCCUCUUCGUCUCCCUCCUCCUCCACCUCCUCCUCUCGAGCUCCAUCCCCCGAUCCCUCGCCACGGGGUUCCUCAGCGUCCGCCACAGGUUCGCGGGGCGGAGCCGCUCCAUCGCCGACCUCGCCGCCCACGACCUCCGCCGCCGCGGCCGCGCCCUCGCUGCCGCCGACCUCCCCCUCGGCGGCCGCGGCCUCCCCACCGACACAGGGUUGUACUUUACGGAGAUUGGGAUCGGGACGCCUUCGAAGAGCUACUACGUGCAGGUGGAUACGGGGAGCGAUAUUCUCUGGGUCAACUGCAUCACAUGUAACAAUUGCCCUAAAAAAAGCGAUCUUGGGGUGGAAUUGACCUUAUAUGACCCAAAAAGCUCACAAAGUGCGAACUUGGUUUCAUGCGACGAGAGCUUCUGCUCAUCAAUGUAUGGAGGAGAAAUCCCGGAAUGCUCUUCGAAUUUGCCGUGUCGGUACAGUGUGAUGUACGGCGACGGGAGUACAACGGCGGGAUAUUUCGUGACGGAUUAUGUGCAGUACGGUCAAGUAGUCGGUAAUCACCAAACGAAACAAGUAAAUGCUAGUAUUUCGUUUGGGUGUGGGGCUCAGCAAACUGGGGAUUUGGGUUCUUCAAAUGAGGCCCUUGAUGGGAUUCUUGGUUUUGGUCAGGCAAAUUCAUCGAUGUUGUCACAACUAGCUGCCUCGGGAAAAGUAAAGAAGAUAUUUGCUCAUUGCUUGGAUACUAUAAAUGGAGGUGGAAUUUUUGCUAUUGGGAAUGUGGUGCAGCCAAAAGUGAAUACAACACCGCUGGUUCCAAAUCAGCCACAUUACAAUGUCAAUCUCCAGGCGAUUGAGGUUGGUGGCGCUUUGCUGCAGCUUCCAUCUGAUCUUUUUGUAACUGGAGACAAAAAAGGUACAAUUAUUGAUAGUGGUACGACACUGUCUUAUCUUCCAGAAGCAGCAUAUAAGCCAAUGAUGAAUGCGGUAUUUGCCAACCAUCAAGAUUUGAGCUUGCACGCCAUUCAGGACUUUGUAUGCUUUCAAUAUUUUGACAAUGUGGAUGAUGGGUUUCCAGAGAUCAUUUUUCAUUUUGAAAACAAGCUCUCCUUGAACGUGUAUCCACAUGAUUAUCUUUUUCAAAAUGGGGGUAAUGUCUAUUGUGUUGGCUUCCAAAAUGGAGGAAUGCAGUCUAAAGACGGGAAAGAUAUGGUUCUUUUGGGAGAUCUAGUCCUAUCAAACAAGUUAGUCCUGUAUGACUUGGAGAAUCAAGUAAUUGGGUGGACCAUAUACAACUGCUCCUCAAGCAUCAAAGUUCAAGACGAUAAGACCGGAGAGGUUUACACUGUAAAUGCUCAGAACAUAUCUUCUGGCUGGAGAUCCAAGUGGGGAAGUUCCACGGCACUUGUGUUGCUAACAUUGGUUUUUUGUUGCUUAAUCAUUUAAUUGUGUGUUAAAUGGUUUGGUAAAACAGGAUGUAAUGUGUUUGUUUUAUUUUAUAUUCUUUAUAUAGGGAGAGGAAUUCAGAUUCUUUCCAUGUCUUAUUUUCUCUCUUCUCAAAUCCUUGGAGAUGCAGUUCCAAUUUUCUUGCA
Molecule: messenger RNA, 1683 nt
Organism: Ananas comosus (pineapple)
Lineage: Eukaryota; Viridiplantae; Streptophyta; Magnoliopsida; Poales; Bromeliaceae
Product: aspartic proteinase-like protein 2
Exons: 10
Coding region: 50-1537 (495 amino acids)
Biological process (GO): proteolysis
Molecular function (GO): aspartic-type endopeptidase activity
Source: RefSeq, a predicted model, not a curated record